UCCAUUUACGGCAACAGGGAGAAAAUUGGGAAUUUGAAAAUGACUUGGGAUUUUCAUAUCACACCAGAACAAAACUAGCUGAAAUUAAUAUAGACGGCGCAGCAAAGUCAACUUUACAGUUUGUAUAAAACUUAAUUUUUGUGUCGUUGUCUGGGAUUUCAUUUAGCGCUUUGUUGCAUUGAAGGGCUUCUCUAACUCAUUCAGCUGACAUUUGUCAUCUCUGAAAGUGGCACAUAAGCUUGGAUCUCUACAGCAGUUCUUUAUCUUGUUUACAUAUUUCUGGAUCUUUAGAGGGAAAUAUAAACUGCAUAAGUGAAGUGAUCUCCAGCAAUGGCUACUUUGGCUGGUGCCAUACCUAGGAUGAUGCGCCCAGCACCAGGGCAAAACUAUCCCCGUAGCGGUUUUCCGUUGGAAGUUUCCACUCCUUUAGGGCAAGGGCGAGUAAAUCAACUUGGUGGAGUGUUUAUUAAUGGUAGACCCCUACCGAACCACAUUCGACAUAAAAUCGUGGAAAUGGCUCAUCAUGGGAUUAGACCUUGUGUUAUCUCACGCCAGCUAAGAGUGUCACACGGGUGCGUCUCCAAAAUUCUAUGUCGGUACCAGGAAACUGGAUCCAUACGACCAGGGGCUAUCGGAGGAAGUAAGCCCAAGCAGGUAACGACACCAGAUGUGGAAAAGAAAAUAGAAGAAUACAAGAGAGAGAAUCCGGGGAUGUUUAGCUGGGAAAUCCGGGACAAGUUACUUAAAGACGGAGUCUGUGAUCGUAAUUCUGUUCCCUCAGUGAGUUCCAUUAGCCGCAUCUUGAGAAGUAAAUUUGGGAAAGGAGAAGACGAUGAUGAGGUGGACACAACAACAGUAUCUGAGGCAGAGACCGAACGGAAAGAGUUAGAAGAAAACGAGAAAAGGGCAAAGCACAGUAUUGAUGGCAUUUUGAAAGAAAGAGCAACUCAUCACUCUGAUGAAGGCUCAGACAUUGACUCAGAACCAGAUUUACCUUUGAAGAGAAAGCAGCGUCGUAGUCGAACAACAUUCACUGCUGAACAACUGGAAGAAUUGGAACGGGCCUUUGAGAGAACGCACUACCCUGAUAUAUAUACACGGGAAGAGUUAGCACAGAGGGCCAAACUCACUGAAGCCAGAGUCCAGGUUUGGUUUAGUAACAGAAGAGCAAGGUGGAGAAAACAAGCGGGGGCUAGUCAGCUAAUGGCCUUCAACCAUCUCAUCCCAGGAGGAUUCCCACCCACAGCUGUGACAGCUCUUCAACCAUACCAGCUUCCAGAAACACCUUACCAGCCCACUUCUAUACCACAAGCUGUUUCAGAUUCCAGCAGCACAGUGCACAGACCUCAACCAUUGCCUCCCACAACUGUCCAUCAAAGUGGCAUUUCUAGUCCUGACAGCAGUUCGGCAUACUGUCUCCCCACAAGCAGGCAUGGAUUUUCAGGCUAUACAGACAGCUUUGUGCCUCCAUCUGGACCUUCAAACCCCAUGAAUCCUUCUAUUGGAAAUGGUCUUUCACCUCAGGUAAUGGGCAUUCUGACCAACCCUGGAGGAGUUCCUCACCAACCUCAGUCUGACUAUGCUCUUUCACCACUAACUGGAGGACUAGAACCAACCACAACAGUACCUGCUAGCUGUAGUCAGAGACUGGAGCACAUGAAAACUCUUGAUAAUCUUCCAUCUUCCCAGUCAUAUUGUCCCUCAGCAUACAGCACCACAGGCUACAGCAUGGAUCCAGUAGCAGGAUACCAGUAUGGACAAUAUGGACAAAGUGCCUUUCAUUAUCUGAAGCCAGAUAUCGCAUAGAUGGACUGUCCCUUCAGACUUAAAAAGUUACCUGACUUCUGUUCUCUGAUUAUAAAGUCUGCUGUAUCAAUUCACAGCAUAGAGUCAAGACAGAUGCAGAACUUCUCACAACAGAAAACUAGAUGCACUAUGGCCUGCUCUUUAAGAUUUGGUUCCAUUUUUUGUUCUGUACUGCAUUGCAUCUUACCUCAAAUGGAGUCAUUCCUGAGUUGUUGUUACAUAAAACACAAAACAGCCAAGCAAAAAAAAAAAAAUAUAUCAAUUCAUUAUAAAGACCGGUAAAAUAUAUUCUAGAUACUGACAGAGAAUGACGUUUGUGUUCAUCUGAAAACUUUCAGAUUUAAUUUAUUCAACGAUCACAAAACAUAUUGGUUACAGAUGCAAUCUGUGCUGGACUAUUGUUUUUAAUUGUAUGUACAUUAAAACCACAAUAUAUUUUUACCAUCUUUUCACUGAGAGAUGGAACCUUGAAGUCUGCAUUUUGACAUUAAUGGGAAUGAUUGAUGGGAAAACAGGCAAAUGACACGUGACUGAAAUUAGAAUAAAAUAGACAUUUUGUAGCUUAUAUAUAAUUCAAGUACCAUUAGUUAUAUCACUUGCUGAAUUCAUGUAAUGCAGCAUAAGGCUGUCCAUUUUGUUUAGCACUCUCUGCAAAAAGCAGUGAUAUUUACAUUCCAAAACAAGGAAAAAAGGAAAACAUUCCAAAACAAGGAAAAAAGAAAAAACGUUUACUUCCAUGUUUGUCUGCCAAUGUGCAAUAAUAGGUACCUCAGAGACUGAAGCUUUUUAAAAGCAUUCAACAUGUUGUAAAGAAAAACAAAACUAUAUUUUUACACAGUUAUUCUUAUUCUUCUUUUGUAAUACUUCUAAUGCAGAAAAAGGCUGUUUAACUCUGCAUGAACAGCCUGCUGAGAAACUAAAGUGUAGCUCAGAUGCAUAGCAGGACCAAGACUUGAAAGCUACAGAAUAUUUUAGUCUGAUCAUAAUUGCCUGCAAAAAUGGUUUGUAUAUAUAAGUUUCCUUAAUCUGUAUUUCAGCCAGAGUUGUCUGUUCAAAGAAAUGUAUUUCACAUUUGGCUAUUAAUGCCAAUAUUUGUUUAAAAAUGGAAAACUAGUAACAACAACAUGACCUGUGCCUUUUAACCUGUUGAUGCAUGCUGACUGCUCUGAAUUAAAUUAAUGGUGUUGGCAUCCAUCUCAAAAUACCAUGAUUCUCAAGAAAAACCUGGAGAUGCUGGUCUCACGUUCAAAAGAGCUCCAAGCAGUUCCUCUUUUUGUAUUGCUGGCGGUUCCUGUGCUCUAUCUUAGACACUGAUGGGGUACUGAUUCAGUGUUCUUCUGAUCAGGAAUGCUCUUAAUGGUUGACUUUAUGUCCAGUGGAAAUAAUGAGUCUUACCCUGUGAAUGAUGUUGUUCAAAAAUCAUGAAGUGAAAGUAUGUAUGCCUAGAGCAACAUGGAACCCCAAUGCCCCAGCAUCAAACUUCAGCACCUUUGGUGGUUGAAUAGUGUAUAGGACGAUAUGAUAUCACACCACUGCUUGGGAAAACCAUGCAAGAAGUAAAAAAAAAAUAUAUGACUGGCAGGUGCACAAAGCAAUAUUCAUCUGAUACUAGCAUUUCAGUGAGAUGCACAUCCGUUGUUUAAUUUGAUGAACAGAAGUAAGUUUCAGUUUCCUUUUGAGUUUAGGUGAUUAUUUCAGAGAAAAUAAAAGCCUUAGUAUGCCAGCUUAAGGACUUUUGAAUGAGCUGUUGUAUAUCACAUGUUGGUAAACAUUAUGAGUUUGACAAGUUUAUCAGAGAGGUAUUCACAGAAGGGGUUAUGAGAUCUGAAAUUUUAUCUGAGAUGCUGGACUUUCUUUUGUCAGUAAACAUACACUUUCAAUAAAUUGAACAGGAAUAUGUUCAAAAAACACAGUUUUAUUUAUUCUUUUGUAUUCAUAUACUAAUGGACAUCUAAGUAUCUACCUGUAAGUUUUGGCUCACAUGUAUAGUGCCUAGUAUACAUGUGAGACCAGGUCUUGGACUACAAAUUAAAGGUCAAACAUUUCACAUAAAGGGUGAAGCAGUAAAACAUCAGCAGUAUUUUGUAAAGUGGUCACUUGUACAUGACUGCUGAGAACUGUGUUGUAAAAAUGUUUUUCAUGUACAAAAGUCAGUAAAUAUUUACUAUUUAUAAUGAAUAAACAGUUAUGAAGCUAUAUGGGCAUUUGAUAUUUUUUUUCCUGCAGAAAAAAAAUGGAUGUACUGUUCUACUUUUGAAAAAUUUUAUUUUUAGGCAGCUUCAUGGCUAGUAUAAAGAGAUGACACUUAAACCAUUUAUAUUUGGAACUCUUGUUUAAUAUAUAUAUA
This is a messenger RNA of Protopterus annectens (West African lungfish), 4153 nucleotides long. It is a transcript of the gene PAX3, whose product is annotated as paired box 3. NCBI's taxonomy places the organism in Eukaryota, Metazoa, Chordata, Ceratodontiformes, Protopteridae. The transcript has 9 exons. The record is from RefSeq and is a predicted model, not a curated record. Gene Ontology annotation, molecular function: RNA polymerase II cis-regulatory region sequence-specific DNA binding; DNA-binding transcription factor activity, RNA polymerase II-specific. Gene Ontology annotation, biological process: regulation of transcription by RNA polymerase II; anatomical structure development. Bases 331 to 1806 code for a protein of 491 amino acids.